ACUUCUUUCAUAGAGUAACCAGCUAGAACAUCAUUCAAAAGCCUUAAAAAGAGAGAGAGAGAGAGAGAGAAGAGCAUGUCACCUGUUCACCUUCUCCUACUCUUUACGGCGGUGGCAGCAGCGGUCCCCGGAGAGAUUCUCCGGCCAAGAUUCUACAGAGAGACAUGCCCGGAAGCCGAAUUCAUCGUCAGAAGAGAGAUGAGAAAAGCCAUGCUUAAGGAACCCAGAAGCGUAGCCUCCGUCAUGCGUUUCCAGUUCCACGACUGCUUUGUUAAUGGAUGCGAUGCCUCUCUGUUGCUCGACGACACACCAAACAUGGUGGGGGAGAAACUGUCUCUUUCCAACAUUAACUCUCUUAGAUCCUUUGAAGUGGUUGACGACAUUAAAGAAGCAAUCGAGAAGGCUUGUCCCGCCACUGUCUCUUGUGCCGACAUCGUCAUCAUGGCCGCUCGUGACGCCGUCGCCCUUACAGGAGGACCGGACUGGGAAGUGAAGCUCGGCAGAAAAGACAGUCUAACCGCCAGCCAGAAAGAUUCGGACGACAUAAUGCCGAGUCCCAGAGCCAAUGCAACGUCCCUGGUGGAUCUCUUCCGACGAUUCAACCUCUCUGCCAAAGACAUGGUGGCUCUUUCCGGGUCACACUCCAUUGGUGAGGGCCGGUGUUUCUCGAUCAUGUUCAGGCUAUACAACCAAUCUGGCUCGGGCAAACCCGACCCUGCACUUGAACCCAGCUUCAGGGAGAAGCUCAACAAGCUGUGCCCAUUGGGUGGCGACGAGAACGUGACAGGCGAUCUUGAUGCCACGCCUCGAGUUUUUGACAACCAAUACUUCAAAGACUUGGUUUCGGGAAGAGGGUUUCUGAAUUCCGACCAGACACUUUACACUUCGCCAGAGACGAGGGGGUAUGUGGAGAUGUUCAGUGAGGAUCAAGAAGAGUUCUUCAGAGCUUUCGUGGAAGGGAUGGUGAAGAUGGGUGACUUACAGUCUGGGAGACCAGGAGAGAUUAGGUUCAAUUGCAGGGUUGUUAAUCGAAAGCCUCUUAAUGUACUGCUCGAGUCUUGAACAGAGAGAUACAUCUCUCUUCUAUACUUGCAGCUCUUAGCGCUUAAAUUUAUGAUUUUUAUUUUACCAUCACCUGGAAUGUAUCCACUCCAGCCUGAUAAGAUAAGAAGAGAUAUAAUAAAUUACAAUAUUGCUGUUGAA
This is a messenger RNA of Tarenaya hassleriana, 1203 nucleotides long. RefSeq names its product peroxidase 17. The record is from RefSeq and is a predicted model, not a curated record. The transcript has 3 exons. Gene Ontology annotation, biological process: response to oxidative stress; hydrogen peroxide catabolic process. Gene Ontology annotation, molecular function: peroxidase activity; heme binding. Lineage: Eukaryota; Viridiplantae; Streptophyta; Magnoliopsida; Brassicales; Cleomaceae. The coding region runs from base 76 to 1062 and encodes 328 amino acids.